AUGAACGAUAAGGAUAAAAAGCUGACGCCCAUAAAGAAAGCAGAUCCUGGAAAACCAGCAACUACAGAAGAAAAUGGCGUCGGGCACAAAACUUCCAAAAGGACGGUGAUUGUCAAAAAAGUGAAACAAGGUGCUGGGUCGAUAUCAAGAAGCGGAGAUUUCAUUGGUCGCCUUGGCACGCUAUUGGUGAUGAUUGUGACAACAAUCAACACAGGAACAAUCACGGUGACCAGUUUUAUUGAGGGGGUCUACUGGAAGGGGGGAAUUCAUGCCGCCUUGCUGCUCUUUCUGGACCUACCCAUGAUUGCGGUCAUGAUCUGGUUCAUGUGUAAGGCUAGGAUGCAAUCUAUCUAUAACAAAAUUCGGCCGUCGAGACCAGGUCAGGCAGCAACUGCCAAAGAUGUUGAUGUUGAUAAUGAUGUUGUAGUGUAUGAGGAAACGGUAGAAGUGCAGGACAAUAACGAACAGAGCCAGAAAGACACGGCGUACAGACAAAAACUGAAACAGAGGUUUACAAAUCUGUCGAGAAAGGCCAAGCUUGUCAACCAGAAAAAGCAAGAAACUAAAUCUGUGAAUAACAUAAAAGGUGCGGAACAAAUAAACAAAGCUUUUAAUAAUUCUUGA
Candidula unifasciata is the source of this 624-nucleotide messenger RNA. NCBI's taxonomy places the organism in Eukaryota, Metazoa, Mollusca, Gastropoda, Stylommatophora, Geomitridae. The record is from the annotation of a GenBank genome assembly.